Molecule: messenger RNA, 3678 nt
Organism: Kalmanozyma brasiliensis GHG001
Lineage: Eukaryota; Fungi; Basidiomycota; Ustilaginomycetes; Ustilaginales
Product: Splicing factor 3B subunit 1
Exons: 1
Coding region: 1-3678 (1225 amino acids)
Biological process (GO): spliceosomal complex assembly
Cellular component (GO): U2 snRNP; U2-type prespliceosome; catalytic step 2 spliceosome
Molecular function (GO): mRNA binding
Source: RefSeq, a predicted model, not a curated record
AUGACGGAAGAGGCGGACGAGAUCCGCAGGCUUCAGGAGGCUCGCAAUGCUAGCGCCACGAAGAACAAGGUUGCAGUAGGCAAGCUGGGCGGCUACGACCAAGACAUCUAUGGGGCAGGAAAGCGCAGCGACUAUGUGCGAGAACUGCCCAUGGACGCAGCCAGCGACGACAGCGGAUCCGACAACGACAGUGGCCCAUCCACCGGCAGGAGGGCAAAUCCGCUCGAUGCAUAUUCGGCCCCUCAGCACCUGCUACACGAGUUCGCGGAUGAAGACUUGGAUCCUCUCAAGGCACGGUCAGAGUCGAGACAGGUUGCGGCACGUCAGAGCGACUAUCAUCUGCGCCGAUUCAAUCGCGAACUUGGGGAUGGAAAGGCAGUAGAUGCUUUCGCCGAGAACGGUCAGACGAAGGGAGACGAGGAGGAGAGCUACAAGGAUCGCAUGCGCAGAGCCGAGCUGGAGCGCGAGGAGGAGCGAGUGCGCCGCUUGAUCGACGCAAAGGAGAAGGAGGCCAAGGAGAAGGAGACAGAACGACCUGAUCAAGACGAAUGGGACAUCAAGCCCUCGACCUCUUCCGACAAGCCAGAAGGCGACCGCACACCCAAAGCAAGACGGAAGCGAAGAUGGGACGUGGCUGCGCCCGAGGAGGUCAAGCCAGAAACCAACGGUCACGACAUAGCAGAGGCGUCGACAGAAGCAGCACCACGCAAGAGGCGAUCUCGUUGGGAUGAGGCUCCUACAGAGUCGAAGGAGGUUACCAGCACCGCCGACCAGGACGCCGCCAAGCCAGCAGCAAAGCGCUCCCGCUGGGAUCAAGCACCAACAGGCGAGGACGCCACCGACGCCGAUCACAAACUUCAAUCCGCAACUUCGAGCGGCGCAUCUUCCGCAUCUGUCUCGGCUGUCGACCCUCGCAAUCGCUAUCUGUCCGAUGAGGAGCUCAACUCGAUCUUGCCCUCAGAAGGAUACACCAUCGUCGAGCCACCAGCCGACUAUGCUCCCGUCCGCACACCAGCCUCCAAGCUCAUGGCCGCUCCAGCACCUGAGAACGGCGGCGGGUUCAUGAUGCAGGAUGAAGGCGCAACGCGCGCUGUCCUUGAAGAGAUGAUCCCCGACUUGCCGACCGACAUCCCCGGCGUCGGACAGCUCGCCUUCUUCAAAACCGAGGAUCAAGCCUUCUUCAAGAAGAUCCUCACCGAGCAAGACGAGUCCGCCCUCAGUUCCGAGGAGCAGAAGGAGCGCAAGAUCAUGCGCUUGCUCCUCAAGAUCAAGAACGGACUGCCUUCGCAGCGCAAGCAAGCACUUCGACAGAUCUCCGACCGCGCUCGCGAUUUCGGACCUGGUCCGCUCUUCGACAAGAUCCUUCCUCUGCUCAUGGAGCGCACGCUCGAGGAUCAAGAGCGACAUCUCCUCGUCAAGGUCAUCGAUCGCAUUCUCUACAAGCUGGACGACCUCGUUCGCCCCUAUGUUGGCCGCAUCCUGGUCGUCAUUGAGCCCCUCCUCAUCGACGAGGACUACUACGCUCGAAUCGAAGGGCGCGAGAUCAUCAGCAAUCUCUCGAAAGCAGCCGGCCUCGCACACAUGAUCAGCACCAUGCGUCCCGACAUCGACCACGUCGACGAGUACGUGCGCAACACCACAGCAAGAGCCUUUGCCGUCGUCGCAUCCGCCCUCGGCAUUCCCGCCUUGCUGCCGUUCCUCAAGGCCGUCUGCCGAUCCAAGAAGAGUUGGCAAGCGCGACACACCGGUAUCCGCAUCGUCCAACAGAUUGCCAUCAUGAUGGGCUGCGCCAUCCUGCCUCAUCUUGGAUCCCUGGUGAACUGCGUGGAGAAGGGUUUGGAGGACGAACAGCAGAAGGUCAAGACCAUGACCGCAUUGGCGUUGGCCGCACUCGCUGAAGCAGCCGCUCCGUACGGUAUCGAAAGCUUCGAGAACGUGCUCAAACCUCUCUGGAUCGGCAUCCGCCAGCACCGAGGCAAGGGGCUUGCCGCCUUCCUCAAAGCCAUCGGCUUUAUCAUUCCGCUCAUGGACAGUGAUGCGACCCUUUACUUCGUCAAGGAGGUCACGCCUACACUGAUCAGGGAGUUCCAGAGCGCCGACGAGGAGAUGAAGAAGAUCGUGCUCAAGGUCGUCAAGCAGUGCGCUGCCACAGACGGCGUCACGGGAGCCUUCCUGCGAGACGAGAUGCUUUCCGAGUUCAUGAAGGGCUUCCGGACGCGACGCUCGGCUCUCGAUCGCCGCACCUACAAGCAAGUCGUCGAGACCACCGUCGAGCUUGCCAAUAAGGUCGGCGUUGCCGAGAUCGUUUCGCGCGUUGUCAACGAGCUCAAGGACGAGAGCGAGCCCUUCCGCAAGAUGGUCAUGGAGACGAUUCAGAAGGUGGUCUCGAAUCUGGGCGCAGCCGACAUCGAUGAGCGCCUGGAGAUCCAGCUCAUCGAUGGCCUCAUCUACGCAUUCCAAGAACAAACGGUCGAGGACCAGAUCAUGCUCGAAGGCGUUGCGACCGUCAUCAAUGCGCUCGGCAUGCGUGCCAAGCCAUAUCUGACGCAGAUCGUAUCGACAGCGCUGUGGAGACUCAACUCGAAGGACGCCAAGACACGCCAGCAGGCAGCCGACCUGACGACGAAGCUCGCAGUCGUGAUCAAGCAAUGUGGCGAGGACGCCCUUCUGGCGAAGCUCGGCGUCGUACUCUUCGAGCAACUCGGCGAGGAGUUUCCCGAUGCGCUUGCUUCCAUCAUCAGCGCCGAGACAGCGAUCGCCAACGUGGUCGGCAUGGCUCAGAUGAGUCCGCCCAUCAAGGACCUGCUUCCUCGCAUGACGCCCAUCCUCCGCAACCGUCACGAGAAGGUCCAGGAGGCCAGCAUCAAUCUCAUCGGCAGGAUCGCAGACAAAGGCGCCGAGUCCGUCAGCCCCCGCGAGUGGAUGCGCAUCUGCUUCGAGUUGCUCGACCUUUUAAAAGCACACAAAAAGGCCAUCCGACGAGCCGCAGUCAACAGUUUCGGUUACAUCGCUCGAGCAAUCGGUCCCUCGGACGUUCUGCAAGUCCUGACUACAAACCUUCGGGUCCAAGAGAGGCAGUCGCGUGUCUGUUCCACCGUCGCUAUCGCCAUCGUCGCCGAGACAUGCGGGCCCUUCACCACCAUUCCCGCCAUUCUCAACGAGUACCGCACGCCCGAAGUCAGCGUACGUACGGGCGCACUCAAAUCUCUUGCUUUCCUCUUUCAAUACAUCGGCGAAGCAAACAAGGACUACGUCUACUCGGUCAUCAGCUGCCUCGAGGACGCACUCACGGAUCGAGAUCACGUUCACCGCCAAACAGCCGCCAGCAUCGUCCACCAUGUUGCGCUCGGCACUUUCGGACUCGGUCACGAAGAGAGUCUAGGACAUCUCUUUAACUUGAUUUGGCCCAACAUCUUCGAGACGAGUCCGCACGUCCUCGGAUCUGUGACAUCGGCCAUUGAAAGUCUCGAGGUGGCCCUUGGACCGGGCGUUCUUCUGAAUCACACCCUUCAGGGUGUCUUUGCGCCGGCUCGAAAGGUUCGCGAAGCGUAUGUACGCAUCCUCAACACCACAUACUUGCGCAGCCAAGACGCACUCACAGCGUACUACCCGUCAUUCGAUGCCCUCUCGACCGAACGCAACGACUACUGUAGGCACGCGUUGUCCUCCUUCAUCUAG